This is a messenger RNA of Trichoderma harzianum CBS 226.95, 1392 nucleotides long. RefSeq lists its product as hypothetical. NCBI's taxonomy places the organism in Eukaryota, Fungi, Ascomycota, Sordariomycetes, Hypocreales, Hypocreaceae. The transcript has 4 exons. The record is from RefSeq and is a predicted model, not a curated record. Bases 1 to 1392 code for a protein of 463 amino acids.
AUGUCCGGGCGAGAUACAGCCAGGAAAUCACGACGUGGAGGUGCUGCCGGGACUUCAAGGUUCGGAGAGGUCCAUUUUGUAAACAUCUCACACCCUAGUGAUGUUGGCUCUCAGAUGACGGACAUCCGCCGCUUUGUCAUGCGGGGCGGAAACCAACAACGGCGGGCACAAGAAUCAAGACGAGAGAAUUCUCCGAGUAUACGCCCCGGAUCCGAUAACAGCUCUCCCGGCCGGUCAUUGCCGCCACUCGGAAGCUUCCCCGUGCCAGGCGACACGCGUAUGCUGGAGCUGGUCCGCUUUGCCAACGAAGUAACGGAUGUCUAUAUCCCUUUUCGCGCUACGUGGUUUGAGGUGUCAUUAAUGGACCCUGGAGCUUUCGAAGUUAUCCUCGGCAAUAACGCCAACCUAUGGGAGAGGCUGAGAACAAAUAAUAUUGUAGCCAAGACUCCAGAAGCCAUGAGGCACUAUUCACAGUCCAUAGUGCAGCUGCGGCAGCGUCUCGAUGACGAAACUGCGGUAAAAGGCCAGGGCAUAAUAGCGAAUGUUCUAGGUCAUGUUUGUCUUAACAUGAGACACUGCGACUGGGCAAGUUGGAAAGUUCACAUGGAUGGAUUAUGCCUCAUCUUGAAUACUCGUGGAGGAUUUUGUGGCUUGGAUUACCAAAUACAUUUACUGAUACUAUUGUACGACUUGGUCGGGUCUAUAGUCUUCGACUCCAGACCGCGAUUCCCCCUAUACGCAAGCUUUGGAAUCCCAAGCCCUAAUGGAGAUAUCCUAUCGACACCUCCGAGGCUACGAGCCUUGCUCCUACGACUGGUGCAGAAAUCUGACCUGGUUGAGGCAGGAGAAGCCAUGAUGAAGAUGUCACACAUGUCGGGAAUCAUAAAAGAGAAAAGUAGAUCCAGCACCUUCUGGAAAAAGGACAUUGAGGGGCUUCUCAUGAUUAGCCCGGCUCUACACUUUCUACUAUCAAUGCCAAGACUACCAGACGAUUAUAUGACCCACGCUAACCGUAGCGACCUCGUUGCUAGAGAGUUAGUUCGACUUACAUGUCUGACUAUCAUGUCUGUCUUGAAAGAAAGAUUGAGCUUCUUUACUGUUGAGAGGGCUGGAUUGCAAGCGCGGCUUGUGCAAUUUAUUGCUGCCAAUAUACGCUACGUGGAACCCGACUUCUUCGACCUCAAAGUCUGGGUAUUAAUUACCGGUGCGUUGAUGGAAGAACAUAGCUUGAGAGACUUGUACAUCAAUGAGAUAAAGCACACCAUGAUGAUAACGAAUACCUCGGUGGGAAAUUUAGUUCAUAUCACUCAGGAGAUGGUCUGGAUUGAUGCUCUAAUGUCGUCAUCCGCCAAUGAGUUGAUACAGGAUAUCACUCAUGGAAAUUCUUCAUAG